AUUAAGGUGAAUGGCACGCUUUAUCACUGUCAUCUAGCAGUGACAGCAUGCAAUCAGGGCAGGCGCAGGGAGUUUGUGCCACGCUUUUUAUUGAAACACACAUGAGGGAUAGAUCUAGCCUGUGUGAUAACAUCCAGUCAAUUACUUUUCCAUCAACUGUGAAUUAUUGGCAUGGGCUCACCCCUUUCACUUGGUGAUGACUGUUUAUGCUUAUUUUGCGGUGGUGAUGCACAGUGCCUACAGAAAGUCUUCACACCCCUUGACUUUUUCCACAUGUUGUGUUACAGCCUGAAUUAAAAAUUUAUUAAAUUGAGAUUGUGUCACUGGCCUACAUACAAUACCCCAUAAUGUCAGUGGAAUUAUGUUUUUAGACAUUUUUACUAAUUAAUUAAAAAUGAAAAGCUCCAAUGUCUUGAGUCAAUAAGUAUUCAACCCCUUUGUUAUGGCAAGCCUAAAGUUCUGGAGUAAAAAUUUGCUUAACAAGUCACAUAGUAAAUUGCAUGGACUCACUAUGUACAAUAAUAGUGUUUAACAUGAUUUUCGAAUGACUACCUCAUCUCUGUACCCCACACAUACAAUUAUCUCUAAGGUCCCUCAGUCAAGCAGUGAAUUUCAACCACAAAGGCCAGGGAGGUUUUCCAAUGCCUCGCAAAGAAGGGCAACUGUUGGUAGAUGGGUAAAAAUAAUAAAAGCAGACAUUCAAUAUCACUUUGAGCAUGGUGAAGUUAUUAAUACACUUUGGAUAGUGUAUCAAUACACCCAGUCACUACAAAGAUAAAGGUGUCCAUCCUAACUCAGUUGCCGGAGAGGAAGGAAACCGCUCAGGGAUUUCACCAUGAGGCCAAUGGUGACUUUAAAACAGUUACAGUUAAAAAAAACUGAGGAUCAACAACAUUGUAGUUACUCCGCAAUACUAACCUAAUUGACAGAGUGAAAAGAAGGAAGUCUGUACAGAAUAAAAAUAUUCCAAAACAUGCAUCCUGUUUGCACUAAAGUAAAACUGCAAAAAAUUUGCCAAAUGAACUUUAUGUUCUGAAUACAAAGCGUUAUAUGUUUGGGGCAAAUCCAACACAACAAACACAUCACUGCGUACCACUCUUCAUAUUUUCAAGCAUGGUGGUGGCUCUAUCAUGUUAUGGGUAUGUGUGUCAUCGGCAAGGACUCAGGAGUCUUUAAUAAACAUAAUAGAGCUAAGCACAGGCAAAAUCCUAUUGUAUUUCAUUUUGAAUACAUUUGCUGACAUUUCUAAAAACAUGUUUUCACUUUUCACCAUUUUGAAUUCAGGCUGUAACACAACAACAUUUGGAAUAUGAAUACUUUUUGAAGGCACUGUAUACAAAUAUGCCAAGGUUAAAUUAGAUUACCAAGAAAGAUAAUUUCCACAGCAAAUCUAUCUCAAAGUGAUUUUUAAUUUAGGAAAUCUGUUCCCAAGUAUUCCCACGCAUAGAGAGGCAUAUGUGAUCCUAUCCCAAUGUCAUCAAGGUUUGAAAUUAUUGUGUUUUUGUCAAAUACUGUAUCUGUUUGUGAUUAUUGCGGUCAAUUUGCAGUGUACAAAUUAUUUAUAACUGCUGUAUGUUCCGGCCCCCCGACCAUCCCCUUUUCCCUGAGGUCGGGGGGCCGGAACAUACAGCAGUUAUAAAUAAUUUGUACACUGCAAAUUGAACGCAAAAAAAGAAAAGAUAACCGUACACAUAUUAUUGCUAACAGUUAUCUGUGGGAGAAAAAAUAUUCUGUUAUGAAACUGCUUGUCACCAUACUUGUUAGUGCUACUUAAUGGGGUAUGUCUUACUUUGCAAAUAAUUUAUUAUGUUUAAAUUGCUGCAUUCAACUUUCAGUAUUUUUUCCAAUAUCAUAUUCUCUGUUUUCAUUCUCCCAGCUGUCCCAAAGCAGCAAAAUCUACGUCCAGCCGCAAGGUAAGCUCUGCAGGAUGAAAUAUUCACUGCCCAUAGCUGUGCUUCCCUGUGUGUCUGUGGCAGUAUUUGCUGUUGCAUUAAGCAGCUUUGGCAGUUCUCCCACCAUAACAUGCUGCAGUAGAGUAUUUUGAGUCGCUCUUGCCAUUGGCUAUCUGUCACACCACAUGGGUCAGCCCAAAGCAGCACAGAGAGGUGUACUGUAGGUCUCCAAGCCGCAAGUCUGCUGAGCCAAUAGUGCCCCGGACCAGCACAAACAAAACAUGAUGCAUGCACCCACCUGUGAAAGAUGUAACGUGUCAGCAGGUAGCAAUCCCAGAUGUGUUAUCUUACCUCAUGUCACACAGUAGUGGUUAAUCGUCAUCACCCAAUGUGGAGUAUGUGUGAUAAGUUGCACGGAGAUGCAGAGCACAUUAGCGUGUUCAUAUGGAGGAGGCCGACCUAAUGAUAGAUAUGAACCUUUGAGAAAGUCAGGGACUUCAGUAAAUGAUAAUUAAUCCUAUGACCCCGAAGUUACCUCCCACAGAUGGCAUACUAUAUGUCCGUAUUACGGGCAGUGCAGUCAAAAAAUAGAUUUUUCAGUGUUUUAUAUUUCUACACUAUGAGGUUGGAAUAAUAUUGUGAAAAUGAUUAUAAUGCACUUUUAGUAUCUGAGCUGUUUAAAAAGACUGUCUGAGAUUUCAUCUUGUUUGGCUGGGUGUGGUUUUUGGACUGCCUGGUGACAUGUAACAAAGUGAGUUUGCCCUCCUCUCUGCCAAUAACUGAUAGUUUUAAGGUUACAUAUCCCUCCCAUUAGGCUCCUUUUAAUGAGGCCCCUCUCUCAGACCACUCCCAGACAGUCCUAGCAAAAUUCUUGCUUGAGAAAUGUUAUUUUGCUAAGAAGUUUUUUUAUUUUUUUUUAAUCAUUUUAAAUCACAGUAAGGUACUUAAUUGUUACCCAGAUAUGAUUUGAUAUUGAGAUAACAACGGCUGCAAUGGACCAUUAAUAUUACUUAACUCUUUCUUGGAAAAUACAAUGACCUAUCCUUUGGAUGUGGCCUCUUUCACAGACACACUGUUUCUUUUCUUUGGUUCUGAAGGGAUCAAGACUGAGGUGGCUCAGAGCUUCAGCUGGAGGGAAUUUCUAAGGCGCUCAGGUACUUUUUUCACAAAAGUUAACUUGGAAACAAAUCGGGGAAAUAAACCAUAGAUGACAGGUUUUUAAGCAACAACAUGGAAGAAGACCUGGAGGACAUGCACAUUAGCCCUUUUCUCUCGCUCUCACCCAUCUCUCACCCAUCUCCCCCUCGUCCCUCUCUCCUCGCUUGCUCCAUCUACUCCUCUCAGUCCCUAUCCCACCACCACCAUAUUAAAUGUAUGUCAUUACUCAAAGUAGCUUCCCCACACACAGCCCUGACUUUAAAUUGAACAUUGUAGGACGAUUUCCAUCCCAGGUACAUCAGAGCUCAGGGCAGUUCAGGAAUGCAGCUCUCCAACACCCUGUGAUUAAUAGCUCUCCCAUACAAGGCCAUUCCUAACCAGGUUUCUACACUGGUGCCAGUAAUACUGAUUGCCAACAGUCACUUCCCCAUUCAGUAUACAUGAGAGAAGAGUGGCUGCUCAGCUGUUGAUUCUUUGUAGUUUAAUACUUUCUAAUAUAAAGGUGUGAAAAAGACUGCCUGUGCUGUUUUUCUCUGCAUGUUUGUGUGUGAGAAAGCAUGCAAUAUCCUGCCUACCUGGACAUGGUACGGUGUAUACCAUGUGUAUCCUGUACAUCCAACUAAUACAACUUUGUAACAUGGAAACCAGAAUUAAUUAACAGUUACAAAUUGUAGGCUCCUUUUAGUAUUUAAAAAUAUAUAUAUUUUUCAGUGUCAGAAAAAGAGUUGAUUUUCAUGCAGUCUUGUGGUUGUUAUUAGAUUCUUGUUGGAUGCCUUUGUUUCCAUGUUGUUUACCAGAUUAGUUGUUAUAUUCCCUCUUUUGUACUUUGGCAUGCUGAGGUCCUAUUUCUACUCCCAGAAUAAUAAUUAUUCAGUCUUCAUAACUUUAAUUCUCGGCUCUUCUCAGACACAACAAAACGUGCUGGCAGAAUCAACGCCUCCAGCGUCAGAAAGAGAUCAAUCCUUUAGCCUAUCCUGUCAACUUGUCCCCUCCAUGUCUUCACACACACUUCGGCACAGUGGGGGACCCUUUCUCAUCUGCAUGUUUUCCUUUUCAAUAUCAGUUUUUUUCUUUCCUUUUGUUUUGUCUCAAAGUAAAGCAGAGCAUGUUCGUUCUGCCAAACAAGGCUUGUUGUGCCCUCCCAUGCAAUUGCACCAUGACACACAGUGAGAAUGGCAGAUAACUAAAACUCUCCUCUUGUAUGUAGGUUAGAGUAGGCCCUUUUAAGCUCAAAAUGUGUGUGUGGGGGUCUUUGAGGGUAGAAUGUUAAUCUAAGGGAGAGUCAUGGCCCAGGGAGCGCACUCCAAGAUACACUAUAUAUACAAAAGUAUGUGGACACCCCUUCAAAUUAGUUGAUUCGGCUAUUUCAGCCACACCCGUUGCUGUCAGGUGUUACAAUCGAGCACACAGCCAUGCAAUCUCCAUAGACAAACACUGGCAGUAGAAUGGCCUUACUGAGGAGCUCAGUGACUUUCAACGUGGCACCGUCAUAGGAUACCACCUUUCCAACAAGUCAGUUCAUCAAAUUUCUGCAUCGCUAGAGCUGCCCCGGUCAACUGUAAGUGCUGUUAUUGUGAAAUGGAAACAUCUAGGAGCAACAACGGUUCAGCCGCGAAGUGGUAGGCCACACAAGCUCACAGAACUGGACCACCAAGUGCUGAGGUGUGUAGCAUGUAAAAAUAGUUUGUCCUCGGUUGCAACACUCACCGAGUUCCAAACUGCCUCUGGAAUCAACGUCAGUACAAUAACUGUUUGUCGGGAGCUUAAUGAAAUGGGUUUCCAUGACCGAGCAGCCUCACACAAGCCUAAGAUCACCAUGCGCAAUGCCAAGUAUCGGCUGGAGUGGUGUAAAGCUUGUCGCCAUUGGACUCGAGCAGUGGAAACGCGUUCUCUGGAGUGAUUAAUCACUUUUCACCAUCUGGCAGUCCGACAGACGAAUUUGGGUAUGGCGGAUGCCAGGAGAACGCUACCUGCCCCAAUGCAUACUGCCAAUUGUAAAGUUUGAUGGAGGAGGAAUAUUGGUCUGGAGGUGUUUUUCAUGGUUUGGGCUAGGUCCCUUAGUUCCAGUGAAGGGAAAUCUUAACGUUACAGCAUACAAUGACAUUCUAGACGAUUCUGUGCUUCCAAGUGUUUGGGGAACGCUCUUUCCUGUUUCAGCAUGACAAUGCCCCCGUGCACAAAGCGAGGUCCAUACAGAAAUGGUUUGUCGAAAUCGGUGUGGAAGAACUUGACUGGCCUGCACAGAGCCCUGACCUCAACCCCAUCGAACACCUUUGGGAUGAAUUGGAACGCCGACUGCGAGCCAGGCAUAAUCGCCCAACAUCAGUGCCCGACCUCACUAAUGCUCUUGUGGCUGAAUGGAAGCAAGUCCCUGCAGCAUUGUUCCAACAUCUAGUGGAAAGCCUUCCCAGAAGAGUGGAGGCUGUUAUAGCAGCAAAGGGAGACCAACUCCAUAUUAAUGCCAUGAUUUUGGAAUGAGAUGUUCGACGAGCAGGUGUCCACAUACUUUUGGUCAUGUAGUGUACCACCUCAGUGGAACAUGAGGCCCAGGCAACCCAGCUGCCUGAUUGAAGAUGCUUCUGUCUCUGUAUUACCCUUUGGUUGUGGUGAAACCUCCAAGGGCAGAGAGUGUAGUGUUAGGAGGAUCCUGAGGCUGCAGCUCCAUCAAAGAGGCUCAGUAUCAGUAGUGGUGCCCCCCUGCUGUGUGCACUGUGGGGUUGAGGGUGUAGGCAGGUGCAGGGCCAAGGAGAGCAGGCUGGUGAGUGACAGACAGCCCUGGUGGAUCACCGGGGGUUGAGGGGGCGGUGAGGGCCGGGUACAGGCAGGGGUCUUCUGAGGUAAGGCAGGUUUUACACUGUAGGGAAUGGGUUUUCUGAAUCUGUCCCAAGUCUAACUCCCUAUGGUUUGCCCUAAAUUCCGUUUAAAUUAUGUUUGGAAAGCUGCAGUGUUUCAGAAGCUCUUAUUUAGCCUCUGUGUUCAGUAUGUUUUACAAUGUGGCAGUCCCCAGACGUACUGACAGGAGCCACAGAACACACACACACUGAACAAUGACAGGGAGCUAUGCAAAGUGCCCCUCAAGAUCAAAGGCAGAAGAACAAAAAAGUGUUUCUGCGAUACAAGGGACAGGAGACAGGCAAAAAACAAAUGCUGCUGGCACAACAGACAAUUUGUCCAAUUCAGUUUCGCCCCUGAAGAAAGAUGAAUUGUUUUUAAGUCUCCGGAGGGUUUUAUUUUCUCUGUUUGUAUUGGAUUAUUUUGCCUGCUUUGACAGGCCUGUGAACUUUUUUUCCAGCUCUUCGACAUUCUUUCUCUGUCUCCAUUUAGAUCUGAAGUCGUGAAAAGGUUGUAUCCUAACUGACACCCUUUGUCCUCCCCUGAAUUGGUGGGAGGAAAUUCAGUUUAAAUUACACAUUAUUGUAUUAUUUCUCUAUUGCAUCAUAGACCUGUGAACAUUUCACAAGGCCGGUAAGGAAGUCACAAAAACAGGUUCCGAGUUGUGGUAUUCCUCCAGGUCCCAUAGGGCUGUUGGUAAAGAGAGGAGGGAAGGGGAAAUCAGGGAGUGCUGAAGUAUCAGGUUUCAAUGUCCCUGCUGCAGAGUCUUAUGCUGCACAGACUGUAUGGGGUGGAUGGGAGAUUUUGUUGAUCUCACAAAAGUAACCAAUGCGCCACAUCUUUUUUUACUGCUUUGUUUUAUAUAAAUGAAAGCUGUGAUACAGUAGGGCCCUGAUCCCUACCUCACUUGGUGCUGCUUGUGUCUUUAAUCAUCCCCUUUGUGAACAGUGCAGUGUUUUUUUUUAUUUUAUUUUGUAUUGGUUUUGGCUGGGAUUCAACAGUCUGCUUGCUUCCUCCCUACGCUCCAGCAGGCCUGGGGUCAGUGGCCUGACUGUCACACACUCUGUGCGCUGUCAUUUUAAGAUGCUCUGUAAUAGUAUUAAAUGUCUGCCUUAUCUUCUUGACUUGGCCUUAUCUGGCAGGAAGGGAUUUCACUGUCUGUCACUGCAGCACGGUCACGUGUUUACUGGCUCUGUGUGUGUGCAAGCAAUUUUAUUUGCUUAUGAGUGGGAUUAUAUUUUUUUGUGAGUCCGUGUCAGGAGUUGGUAUGUAUUGUAUGUGUAAUUGAGGUAGAGAUUUGUUAGGAAUUGAUUGGUAGCUAUUAUUAUUAUUAUUUUCUAAAUUAGAGAAUAGGUCAUAGACAGUGGUGGAAAAAGUACUCAAUUGUCAUACUUGAGUCAUUUUCUAUUAAGGUAUCUUUACUUUUACUCAAGUACAAGUGAAAGUCACCCAGUAAAAUACUACUUGAGUAAAAGUCUAAAAGUAUUUGGUUUUACAUAUACUUAAUUAUCAAAAGUAAAUGGAAUUGCUAAAAUGUAUAAAUCAUUUCAACUUCCUUAUAUUAAGCAAACCAGAUGACACUAUUUUAUUAUUGGCGGACAUAAUUUACAAACAAAGCAUUUGUGUUUAGUGAGUCCGCUAUAUCAGAGGUAGUAGGGAUGACCAGGGAUGUUCUCUUGAUAAGUGUGUGAAUUGGACCAUUUUCCUGUCAAAAUGUAACGAGUACUUUUGGGUGUCAGGGAAAAUGUGUGGAGUAAAAAGUACAUUAUUUUCUACAGCAAUGUAGUGAAGUAAAAGUUGCCAAAAAUAUAAAUAGUAAAGUACAGAACCCAAAAAACUACUUAAGUAGUACUUUAAAGUAUUUUUACUUAAGUACUUUACACCACUGAUUAUAGACAAGUAUACAGGUUUUUAAGUCUAAUUUACUGACCAUGCCAAUCAAACAAUUGUAGACAAUUAGGCAUAGGUAAUAAUACAGUUAAGUCGGAAGUUUACAUACACUUAGGUUGGAGUCAUUAAAACUUGUUUUUCAACCACUCCACAAAUUUCUUGUUAACAAACUAUAGUUUUGGCAAGUCUGUUAGGACAUCUGCUUUUGUGGAUGACACAAGUAAUUUUUCCAACAAUUGUUUGCAGACAGAUUAUUUCACUUAUAAUUCACUGUAUCAUAAUUCCAGUGGGUCAGAAGUUUACAUACACUAAGUUGACUGUGCCUUUUAAACAGCUUGGAAAAUUCCAGAAAAUGAUGUCAUGGCUUUAGAAGCUUCUGAUAGGCUAAUUGACAUCAUUUGAGUCAAGUGCCUUUUUGCUUGACAUCAUGGGAAAAUCAAAAGAAAUCAGCCAAGACCUCAGAAAAAUAAUUGUAGACCUCCACAAGUCUGGUUCGUCCUUGGGAGCAAUUUCCAAACGCCUGAAGGUACCACGUUCAUCUGUACAAACAAUAGUACGCAAGUAUAAACACCAUGGGACCACGCAGCUGUCAUACCGCUCAGGAAGGAGACGCGUUCUGUCUCCUAGAGAUGAACGUACUUUGGUGAGAAAAGUGCAAAUCAAUCCCAGAACAACAGCAAAGGACCUUGUGAAGAUGCUGGAGGAAACAGGUACAAAUUUAUCUUUAUCCACAGUAAAACAAGUCCUAUAUCGACAUAACCUGAAAGGACGCUCAGCAAGGAAGAAGCCACUGCUCCAAAACCGCCAUUAAAAAAUCCAGACUACGGUUUGCAACUGCACAUGGGGACAAAGAUCGUACUUUUUGGAGAAAUGUCCUCUGGUCUGAUGAAACAAAAAUAGAACUGUUUGGCCAUAAUGACCAUCGUUAUGUUUGGAGGAAAAAGGGGGUAGCUUGCAAGCCGAAGAACACCAUCCCAACCGUGAAGCACGGGGGUGGCAGCAUCAUGCUGUGGGGGUGCUUUGCUGCAGGAGGGACUGGUGCACUUCACAAAAUAGAUGGCAUCAUGAGGAAGGGAAAAUUAUGUGGAUAUAUUGAAGCAACAUCUCAAGACAUCAGUCAGGAAGUUAAAGCUUGGUCGCAACUGGGUCUUCCAAAUGGACAAUGACCCCAAGCAUACUUCCAAAGUUGGCUUAAGGACAACAAAGUCAAGGUAUUGGAGUGGCCAUCACAAAGCCCUGACCUCAAUCCUAUAGAAAAUGUGUGCACAGAACUGAAAAUGCGUGUGCGAGCAAGGAGGCCUACAAACCUGACUCAGUUACACCAGCUCUGUCAGGAGGAAUGGGCCAAAAUUCAUUAUUCAAACUUAUUGUGGGAAGCUUGUGGAAGGCUACCCGACAUGUUUGACCCAAGUUAAUCAAUUUUAAAGGCAAUGCUACCAAAUACUAAUUGAGUGUAUGUAAACUUCUGACCGACUGGGAAUGUGAUGAAAUAAAUAAAAGCUGAAAUAAAUCAUUCUCUCUACUAUUAUUCUGACAUUUCACAUUCUUAAAAUAAAGUGGUGAUCCUAACUGACCUAAGACAGGGAAUUUUUACUAGGAUUAAAUGUCAGGAAUUGUGAAAAACUGAGUUGAAAUGUAUUUGGCUAAGGUGUAUGUAAACUUACGACUUCAACUGUAGUACAUUAUAUUAUCCUCCUUUGUGUAAUGGCUGUCGGUCUCAUUUUCUGGGUGUACUAACCGCACCUGUUAGGUCAAUGACAAUUUCACAAUGUCAGAGACUCAUGUGGAUUUACAGACUCUUAAGUUAGAAUUGUUGCCUGACCUAACGUGAGAAGGAUCUGGUUACUUUAAUGCAUCAGUUGCAUGUUGGUUUAACAUAGUCCUGGUUUGUUGACAACCUGUUAUUUCUUCCCUAUGGUCAACCCUUUUAGUUGCUGUAGUUGUCACACUCAUAAACUAUGUCAUUAAUUGCUGGUUGGCCAGAUUGCGACAAUAUCUCUUAACUGUAGGCCUUUUAAUCACCCCUGUUUCAUUCCAAGAAGCUGUCUGUAUUUGUUACUGUAUACCUUGAGUUCUUAUAUUAAGCAGCCAAAAUAAGAUUAGUUGAAAUCUCAGUGGUGCACAGCACAUGAACCAUCAACUAAGGUAAGGAUCAUUAUAAAGCCCCCAUUCUUCUUAGAGGUUGGAAGGAGUUCAAGCGUGACACAGAAAUUGAAUUUCUAUGGGUUGUCUCCGGUAAGGGCACUCUUAGUUUUAUCCUGAGUGCCUGCAUCAAUUGCUACAGUGCAUUCGGGUAAGUAUUCAGAGCCCUUGACUUUUUCCACAUUUUGUUACCUUACAGCCUUAUUCUAAAAUUGAUUAAAUCGUUUUUUUCCCCUCAUCAAUCUACACACACUACCACAUAAUGACAAAUAAAAAACAGGUUUUUAGAAAUGUCAGCAAAUUUAUAAAAACAAAAAUGGAAAUAAAACAUUUACAUAAGUAUUCAGACCCUUUACUCAGUACUUUGUUGACGCCCCUUUGGCAGCGAUUACAGCCUUGAGUUUUCUUGGGUAUGACGCUACAAGCUUGGCACACCUGUAUUUUGGGAGUUUCUCCUAUUCUUCUCUGCAGAUCCUCUCAAACACUGUCAGGUUGGAUGGGGAGCGUCACUGCACAGCUAUUUUCAGGUCUCUCCAGAGAUGUUCGGUCGGGUUCAAGUCCGGGCUCUGGUCGGGCCACUCAAGGACAUUCAGAGACUUGUCCCAAAGCCACUCCUGCGUUGUCUUGGCUGUGUGCUUAGGGUCGUUGUCCUGUUGGAAGGUGAACCUUCGCCCCAGUCGGAGGCCCUGAGCGCUCUGGAGCAGGUUUUCAUCAAGGAUCUCUCUGUACUUUGCUCCGUUCAUCUUUCCCUCGAUCCUGACUAUUUUCCCAGUCCCUGCCGCUGAAAAACAUCCCCACAGCAUGAUGCACCGUAGGGAUAGUGCCAGGUUUCCUCCAGAUGUGACGCCUGGCAUUCAGGCCAAAGAGUUCAAUCUUGGUUUCAUCAGACCAGAGAAUCCUGUUUCUCAUGGUCUGAAAGUCCUUUAGGUGCCUUUUAGCAAACUCCAAGCGGGCUGUCGUGCCUUUUUACUGAGGAGUGGCUUCUGUCUGGCCACUCUACCAUGAAGGCCUGAUUGGUAGAGUGCUGCAGAGAUGGUUGUCCUUUUGGAAGGUUCUCCCAUCUCGACAGAGGAACUCUGGAGCUCUGUCAGUGUCCAUCGGGUUCUUGGUCACCUCCCUGACCAAGGCCCUUCUACCCCGAUUGCUCCGUUUGGCCGGGUGGCCAGCUCUAGCAAGAGUCUUGGUGGUUCCAAAACUUCUUCCAUUUAAGAAUGAUGGAGGCCACUGUAUUCUUGGGGACCUUCAAUGCUGCAGAAAUGUUUUGGUACCCUGGGGGGAGGUGAGGGCCCUGAUGGAGUGGUGCCAGGAAAAUAACCUCUUCUGAACGUCAACAAAACGAAGGAGCUGAUCGUGGACUUCAGGAAAAGCAGAGGGAGCAUGCCCCUAUCCACAUCAACGGGACCGCAGUGGAGAAGGUGGAAAGCUUGAAUUUCCUCUGCGUACACAUCACUGACCAUCUGAAAUGGUCCACCCACACAAGACCGUGUGGUGAAGAAGGCGCAACAGCGCCUCUUCAACCUCAGGAGGCUGAAGAAAUUCAGCUUGGCCCCUAAGACCCUCAGAAACUUUUACAGAUGCACAAUUGAGAGCAUCCUGUCGGGCUGUAUAACCGCCUGGUACGGCAACUGCACCGCCCGCAACCGCAGGGCUCUCCAGAGGGUGGUGCGGUCUGCCCAACGCAUCACCGGGGGCACACUGCCUGCCCUCCAGGAUACCUACAGCACCCGAUGUCACAGGAAGGCCAAAAAAGAUAAUCAAGGACAUCAACCACCCGAGCCACGGCCUGUUCACCCCGCUAUCAUCCAGAAGGCGAGGUCAGUACAGGUGCAUCAAAGCUGGGACCGAGAGACUGAAAAACAGCUUCUAUCUCAAGGCCAUCAGACUGUUAAAUAUACAUCACUAGCCGGCAACCACCCAGUUACUCAACCCUGCGCCUUAGAAGCUGCUGCCCUGUAUACAUAGACAUGGAAUCACUGGCCACUUUAAUAAUGGAACACUAGUAAUUUCAAUCAUGUUUACAUACUGCUUUACUCAUCUCAUAUGUAUAUACUGUAUUCUAUUCUACUGUAUUUUAGCCAAUGCCACUCCGACAUUGCUCGUCCUAAUACUUAUAUAUUUCUUAAUUCCAUUCUUUUACUUUUUAGAUUUGUGAAUUGUUAGAUACUACUGCACUGUUGGAGCUAGGAACACAAGCAUUUCGCUACACCCGCAAUAACAUCUGCUAAAUAUGUGUAUGUGACCAAUACAAUUUGAUUUGAUGGAGGCCACUGUGUUCUUGGGGACCUCCAAUGCUGCAGAAAUGUUUUGGUACCCUUCCCCAGAUCUGUGCCUCGACACAAUCCUGUCUCAGAGCUCUACGGACAAUUCCUUCGACCUCAUGGCUUGGUUUUUGCUCUGACAUGCACUGUCAACUGUGGGACCGUUAUAUAGACAGGUGUGUGCCUAUCCAAAUCAUGUCCAAUCAAUUUAAUUUACCACAGUUGGACUCCAAGUUGUAGAAACAUCUCAAGGAUGAUCAAUGGAAACAGGAUGCACCUGAGCUCAAUUUUGAGUCCCAUAGCAAAGGGUCUGAAUACUUAUGUAAAUAAGGUAUUUCUGUUUUGAAUUUUGUAUACAUUUGCCUAAAUGUUUUCGCUUUGUGAUUAUGGGGUAUUGUGUGUAGUUUGAGGAAAAACAUGUAUUUAAUCUAUUUUAGAAUAAGGCUCUAACGUAACAAAAUGUGGAAAAAGUGAAGAGGUCUGAAUAUUUUCCGACUGCACCGUAAGUGGUAUAAUCUUUCCACAUGCCCCCAUAUUUGUUCAGACCUUGACACAGCUGUAACCCCCUACCUACACCUUGACACAGCUUUAACCCCCUACCUACACCUUGACACAGCUGUAACCCCCUACCUACACCUUGACACAGCUGUAACCCCCUACCUACACCUUGACACAGCUGUAACCCCCUACCUACACCUUGACACAGCUGUAACCCCCUACCUACACCUUGACACAGCUGUAACCCCCUAACCUACACCACUAUAACCUCUCCACUAUCCUAUAGAUCAUACUUACUGUAGCAGUAGUUCUACCUCUGCUGGUCCCUUCUAUUACGUUGCAUGACAGGUGGGUGAUGCUACUAGGAGUGUCAUACUGUUGACAGUGAGUCACACUGCUGUGCCUAGUAGGCCAAAGUGUGUUAUUAGGGGCAGGGGUUAGCUGGGGAGAUUGUGUUUUGAUCUGCUUGGCAGGUCAGGUGCAGUUGUAACUGGCAUGGAGGUCCAGGCCCACUGCAGGCCAGCCAGUACCUCACUAAUCUGGGGGAGGGGAGAUUAAGCAUGGAAGGUGGAUGAUCUGAGAAAAGAGCAGAUUUAGUUUGUCUGCCUCUCAAUUCAUACAGUAUAAAAGCAGUGAUGUGGUUAGUCUGAUAUUGAGUCAGUCAAUUUCAAUUUAGGAAUGCACCCAUGUGACUCCCAGCUGCUGUAUUACACAUUUCUAUGAAACAGAUGUCUGUAUGACUCACACAGUACAGCUUCCCAAUGCUUUUCAAUAAACCACCGCUUCUGUUCUCCGUCUAUGUUUCUGCUGUGAUCUGAGAGUUAUGUUAGAGCAUUAGUCACUGCUGUCUCCUCCUCAUUACCUAGGCUGAUGAAUGGCUGUCAUUAUCUGUGUGGUAGUUUCCCUGUUAAUUAUAAUGGGUUGUGAUACACUGCUGUCUGUCUGUGUCAUACACUGCUCUAGCUACCUGCCUGCCUAUCUGUCUGCUCCCAGGUGUGAGUGGGGAGGAUGUGGAGGACCUGCAUGUGUUCCUACUGGUCUGUGGCCUGAGGAGAGUGAAAGAUCCUCUCUAUCUGCUGGAGGCAUUCUCAGGUACGUGAUUACCACCUAGUCCCUAUAUGGUGUCCUAAGUACAUCCUCUGCCUUGACUUUCACUGGACACAAGCCCUGCUACAAUUACAUUAUCUGAUAUUGUAUUUGAGCUAAUUUUACAUUUGUAUUGCCACACAGAAGCACAUGGAAAGUAAAUCAGUCACUGUCUCUGGUUGAUCUCUUUCAGAGUGGCACACUGAGAAUCCCCUGGUAGUGCUCAUCAUCAUCGGACCUAAGGUGAGUGACUAUAAUAGGAUCAGGGUGAUUGUACAGCUGAGGUCAAGCCUUUUUUACCUCCUUUACUGUCUGCAUGUGUCUGUUAAAGCAGAUCAGUGCACGGCCAGCAACCUGCCUCCGGAGGUAGGUCAAAGGUUCCUCUAAUUGGAUGUGGCAAAGAACAGCAUUAGCCGGCAUUAGCUGGAAUAACGGGCGGCAUUGAGCGGCUCGCGAGCUGCAGACUUAGGAGCCAGGGGGAGUUACAGUUUCAGUGCUGGGCUGCCCCUACCUGCCUGACUCUCUGCCUUCCUGUUCUCUCAGAGCAGCCAGCCCACUGUACUGCUGCAGUGCAGCCACUGGACAAGCCCCAGCACCAAGAAAUCUGCUGGGCUAGUUUAUAGUCUGGCCCACCCAGGGGUUUCCACCCUGCCAGGGGUACGGUCACACACCACUGGGCCCCAGUGUCAUAGAGGGCAGCAUGGGAUUAGGCUGCUGAUAGAUCUCUCUCUGUCACAUACUGUGUGUUAAGAGGGCAGUGGUUCGCUUGAUUUAUUAAAAAAUAUGAAUAGUUAUAUUUCAUUUACAAUUAUUAUGACCAGCUUAUGAAAUAGUAUUGAUUUGAUAAUGCACUUUCACUGUCUUGAUUCAUUUGUUGCUAUUUUUCAAAGUCUUUGUAUUGCAUUGGCAUGAUAGUUGAUAAAACCUGGUUAAAAAGAGUAGAGCCAGAAUGCCAGAUGAAAUCACCAUUACUGCAUAGUAGCAGGAAGAAGGGUGCUCUCACCUCUAGCACUAAAACAUGAACGUUUUCCACUGAUUUGAUUGCAGUCUACUUUCUGUGCUUGAGUAUUGAUCUUCUGAGAAGGGCUGCCAAAGAGAGGCUGUACCUUAGCUGACAAAGGCCACCUUGGUGCUUUUACCCCUGCUCUCUCUUCUUGUGUGUUCUCCACCAUUUUGUUUUUUCCUAUUGAUUCUGUGUGGGCCUCCUCCCACAGACAGCUUUAAUCACGCCAUCAAAUAAUUUUGUUUUUGUAUUUUUUUGUUUAACUGAUUCUCUGAAAUAGCAGUAUCAUAAAAAGGUCUAUUGUGUUUUUGCGUUGUUCAAAGGCAUCUUUGAGUAGAAUUGGCCAGGGGCACACUACUGUCUAGGCUGAUGUUAUUGCUGCUCUGCUGUGGUUUGUGUUGUUGUUUGAUAAGAAGAUUCAGUGAAAGCAGAGUCUUUUAGUGAUUCAUGUAGACGACAUCAAAUGAAACACAGUGGUGUCUGUGCUCAAAUUUAUUUCUGUUCGCUAAGAUAUGAAGGCAACAAAAUAUCCAUCCGUUCUAUGUUAAAUAAACACUAUGCUGGAGAUGUAUUGCUAAUUAUUAAAUGCAAGAUAAUCUAGUUGUUUAAGGUUGAUGGGUAAGAUAUAAAGGUAUGUCUCUCUCUCCAAACAAUUUCACACAGAUUCUGUUAUUCUGUCUAGUUUGUUAAAACGAUUAUAUUACCAGUAAUCUAUUCAUAUAUUGAUAUCUGUAUCAGUACAAUAUCAAGGAAUAGUAAUCACUGAUGUCAUUGUCUUCCUGACCCUUUUUUAUCUUUGUAAAUCCUAGCUUUGUUUCUGGAUGUUGAGUAUUCUCAAGUAAGAUUAUUUGCAUGUGAUACACAAAUGCGCAUUAAAUAUCACAUUUCAAUUCUGAAAAGUGAUAAGCAUGACAAUAAAACAAAAAAAAGGAAAACACCAACUUGCGUGCUGUAUCUUUGACCUAAAUUGCUAUGAUGCUUGGACUUUGCGGUGGGCCAGCUAAUGCACACAAAUCCCACAGCGCAAUUAAUCAGAUUGGGCACCCACCCCACCCUGACCCCAAUCUCUGAAAAUACAGGAUUUUCAGAAAAUGAUUUGGGCAUGUUAGAAAUGAUAAGCUGUGACAUUGUUGUAUAUCUUAUGGUCAUGAUUAAGGCAUGGCUGUCAUUAUGUCAUAGAGGGUAUAGGUACAGUGACUUCAGAAAGUAUUCAUACCCCUUGAGAAUUAUUCACAAUUUUCCCAUCUACACACAAUACCCCAUAAUGACAAAGUGAAAACAUGUUUUUCGAAAAUUUAGCAAAUUUACUGAAAUACAGAAAUAUGACAUUUACAUACAGUGCCUUCAGAAAGUAUUCACAACCCUUGACUUUUUCCACAUUUUGUUGUGUUAGGGAUGGAUCGAAAUGUACACCAAUGGUACAGAAAGGGGGAGGGUCACUAUCAAUUGAUUAAGCUGUUCACUUUCUGUACAUUUAUAAUAUGUUUAAAUCCAGACCGCUUUUAGGGAAACACUUGGGUUAAGACACAGAAGUAGAGUAGCCAGCAGUUAAAGCUUAAAUGUUCCCUGCAUCGGUAGGCCUACUCUGUCUGGGGUGGAAAAGAUAUGCCUAACAUUUUGAAAGUACCAUGCUCAGAUUCCUAAUGACUUCUCAGCUUUAAUUAUUUGCAAACUGGGACAGUUUCGUUGCAAACAAGACACUUAUUUGGCAUUGGAGACAUAUAAGCUGAACAGCCCUAUCUCUCUGUCCAUUCUUAGUUUGUCAUUUCUGUGGUAUAAAAAAAUAUUCUGCUAAUAUGUAAAAUGACGUAGAAUUGCAUGACAUGUUUAUAAAAUGAGUUUUUUUUUUGGAAUUGCAAAUACGAUGAUGGGUUAAUGCAAUGCUUUUACUAUAAAGGAGAUUGUUCCACCCCUACUCUUGUCCACAGUGGUCUGCGAACCCACAACCUUCUGGCCCGCAGCCCUUCCUGCGUUGCCAUGUAAUGCUUGCAGGACGAAGAAUAGUUUCUAAAACUGCAUAUCUAAGGCUCUGGUCUGUCCAAGAAUUGAGGGUAAACGGUAGACAUGUUCUCUGCAAUCCACUUUGUUUUAGUUAUUAUUUGGGGUAAAGGGUAGGGUCACUUUUCUUUUUUCUUUUUUUUUAAGCGUUCAGGGAGGGUUUAGGUCAAAUAUAUUUUGCUGAAAGGAGGGCCAUCAAUUUUCAUUUCAGAGAGGUCUGAUUUUCUCCAUGUAACCCUUAUUAUAAAUAAUGUUCACUCCCUUACAGCCUGAAUUUAAAAUGGAUUACAUUUAGAUUUUGUCACUGGCCUACACACAAUACCCCAUAAUGUCAAAGUGGAGUAAUGUUUUUAGACAUUUUUACAAAUUUAAUUAAAAAUGAAAAGCUGAAAUGUAUUGAGUCAAUAAGUAUUCAACCCCUUUGGGAUGGCAAACUUAAAUAAGUUCAGGAGUCAAUACGUUACAAUCCUGUACAGAAUAAAAACACCCCUGAGUCAAUACAGUGGGGAAAAAAGUAUUUAGUCAGCCACCAAUUGUGCAAGUUCUCCCACUUAAAAAGAUGAGAGAGGCCUGUAAUUUUCAUCAUAGGUACACGUCAACUAUGACAGACAAAAUUAGAAUUUUUUCCAGAAAAUCACAUUGUAGGAUUUUUAAUGAAUUUAUUUGCAAAUUAUGGUGGAAAAUAAGUAUUUGGUCAAUAACAAAAGUUUCUCAAUACUUUGUUAUAUACCCUUUGUUGGCAAUGACACAGGUCAAACGUUUUCUGUAAGUCUUCACAAGAUUUUCACACUGUUGCUGGUAUUUUGGCCCAUUCCUCCAUGCAGAUCUCCUCUAGAGCAGUGAUGUUUUGGGGCUGUCGCUGGGCAACACGGACUUUCAACUCCCUCCAAAGAUUUUCUAUGGGGUUGAGAUCUGGAGACUGGCUAGGCCACUCCAGGACCUUGAAAUGCUUCUUACGAAGCCACUCCUUCGUUGCCCGGGCGGUGUGUUUGGGAUCAUUGUCAUGCUGAAAGACCCAGCCACGUUUCAUCUUCAAUGCCCUUGCUGAUGGAAGGAGGUUUUCACUCAAAAUCUCACGAUACAUGGCCCCAUUCAUUCUUUCCAUUACAUGGAUCAGUCGUCAUGGUCCCUUUGCAGAAAAACAGCCCCAAAGCAUGAUGUUUCCACCCCCAUGCUUCACAGUAGGUAUGGUGUUCUUUGGAUGCAACUCAGCAUUCUUUGUCCUCCAAACACGACGAGUUGAGUUUUUACCAAAAAGUUAUAUUUUGGUUUCAUCUGACCAUAUGACAUUCUCCCAAUCCUCUUCUGGAUCAUCCAAAUGCACUCUAGCAAACUUCAGACGUGCCUGGACAUGUACUGGCUUAAGCAGGGGGACACGUCUCGCACUGCAGGAUUUGAGUCCCUGGCGGCGUAUUGUGUGUUACUGAUGGUAGGCUUUGUUACUUUGGUCCCAGCUCUCUGCAGGUCAUUCACUAGGUCCCCCCGUGUGGUUCUGGGAUUUUUGCUCACCGUUCUUGUGAUCAUUUUGACCCCACGGGGUGAGAUCUUGCGUGGAGCCCCAGAUCGAGGGAGAUUAUCAGUGGUCUUGUAUGUCUUCCAUUUCCUAAUAAUUGCUCCCACAGUUGAUUUCUUCAAACCAAGCUGCUUACCUAUUGCAGAUUCAGUCUUCCCAGCCUGGUGCAGGUCUACAAUUUUGUUUCUGGUGUCCUUUGACAGCUCUUUGGUCUUGGCCAUAGUGGAGUUUGGAGUGUGACUGUUUGAGGUUGUGGACAGUGUCUUUAUACUGAUAACAAGUUCAAACAGGUGCCAUUAAUACAGGUAACGAGUGGAGGACAGAGGAGCCUCUUAAAGAAGAAGUUACAGGUCUGUGAGAGCCAGAAAUCUUGCUUGUUUGUAGGUGACCAAAAACUUAUUUUCCACCAUAAUUUGCAAAUAAAUUCAUUAAAAAUCCUACAAUGUGAUUUUCUGGAAUUUUUUUUCUCAAUUUGUCUGUCAUAGUUGACGUGUACCUAUGAUGAAAAUUACAGGCCUCUCUCUCUCAUCUUUUUAAGUGGGAGAACUUGCACAAUUGGUGGCUGACUAAAUACUUUUUUCCCCCACUGUACAUGUUACAGUCACCUUUGGCAGCGUUUAUAACUGUAAGUCUUUCUGGGUAAGUCUCCAAGAGCUUUGCACACCUAGAUUGUACAAUAUUUGCCCAGUAUUCUUUUAAAAAAUCUGCAAGCUCUGUCGAAUUGGUUGUUGAUCAUUGACAUAGAUUUUCAAGCAGAUUUAAGUCAAAACUGUAACUCGGCCAUUCGGGAACAUUCACUGUCUGCUUGGUAAGCAACUCCAGUGGAGAUUUGGCCUUGUGUUUUAGGUUAUUGUCCUGCUGAAAGGUGAAUUCAUCUCCCAGUGUCUGGUGGAAAGCAGACUGAACCAGGUUUUCCUCUAGGAUUUUGCCUGUGCUUAGCUCCAUUCUGUUUCUUUUUUUAUCCUGAAAAACUCCCCAGUCCAUAUUGAUUACAAGCAUACCAAUGACAUGAUGCAGCCAACACUAUGCUUGAAAAUAUGAAGAGUGGUACUCAGUAAUGUUAUGUGCAAGUCCAAUACAACACAUAACACUUUGUAUUCAGGACAAAAAAAUGAAUUGCUUUGCAAAUUUUUUUGCAGAAUUACUUUAUUGCCUUGUUGCAAACAGGAUGCAUGUUUUUGGAAUAUUUGUAUUCUGUACAGGCUUCCUUCUUUUCAGUCUGUCAAUUAGGUUAGUAUUGUGGAGUAACUACAAUGUUGUUGCGCCAUCCUCAGUUUUCUCCUAUCACAGCCAUUAAACUAUGUAACUGUUUUAAAGUCACCAAUGGCCUCAUGGUGAAAUCCCGGAGCGGUUUCCUUCCUCUCCAGCAACUGAGUUAGGAAGGUGACUUUAUCUUUGUAGUGACUAAGUGUAUUGAUACACCAUCUAAAGUGUAAUUAAUAACUUCAUCAUGCUCAAAGGGCUAUUCAAUGUCUGCUUUCUUUAUUUUUACCCAUCUACCAAUAUGUGCCCUUCUUUGCGGCAUUGGAAAACCUCCCUGGUCUUUGUGGUUUAAUCUGUGUUUGAAAUUCACUGCUCGGCUUAGGGACCUUACAGAUGGUAUGUGUGGGGUACAGAGAUGAGGUAGUCAUUCAAAAAUCAUGUUAAACACUAUUAUUGCACACAGAGUGAGUCCAUGCAACUUAUUAUGUGACAUGUUAAGCAAAUUUUUACUCCUGAACAUAUUUAUGCUUGCCAUGACAAAGGUGUUGAAUACUUAUUGACACAAGACAUUUCAGCUUUACAUCUUUUGUAUUAAUUUGUAAAAAUUCCACUGACAUUAUGGGGUAUUGUGUAUAGGCCACUUACACAAAAUCUAAGUGUAAUCCAUUUUAAAUUCAGGCUGUAACACAACAAAAUGUGGAAAAAGUCAAGGGGUAUGAAUACUUUCUUGAAAUAUAAACGAAUGCUCAAGCUCAUUAAAUAUACUGAACAAAAAAUAUAAACACAACAUGUAAAGUGUUUGUCCCAUGUUUCAUGAGCUGAAAUAAAAGUUCCCAGAAAUGUUCCAUAUGCACAAAAAGCUAAUUUCUAUAAAAUGUUGUGCACAAAUUUAUUUACAUCCCUGUUAGUGAGCAUUUCUCCUUCGCCAAGGUAAUCCAUCCACCUGACAGGAGUGGCAAAUCAAGAAGCUGAUUAAACAGCAUGAUCAUUACACAGGUGCACCUUGUGCUGGGGACAUUAAAAAGGCCACUCUAAAAUGUGCAGUUUUGUCACACAACACAAAGCCACAGAGGGAGCAUGCAAUUGGCAUGCUGACUGCAGGAAUGUCCACCAAAGCUGUUGCCAGAGAAUUGUAUGUAAAUGUUUCUACCUUAAGCCGCCUCCAAUAUUGUUUUAGAGAAUUUGGCAGUAUGUCCAACUGGCCUCACAACCGCAGACCACGUGUAACCAUGCCAGCCCAGGACCUCUACAUCCGGCUUCUUCACCUGUGGGAUCAUCUGAGACUAGCCACCUGGACAGCUGAUAAAACUGUGGGUUUGCACAACCAAAGGAUUUCUGCACAAACUGUCUGAAACCGUCUCAGGGAAGCUCAUCUGCGUGCUCGUCAUCCUCACCAGGGUCUUGACCUGACUGCAGUUCGAUGUCGUAACCAACUUCAGUGGGUAAAUGUUCACCUUCGAUGGCCACUGGCACGCUGGAGAAGUGUGCUCGUCACAGAUUAAUCCUGGUUUUCAACUGUACCGGGCAGAUGGAAGACGGCGUGUAUGGCGUCAUGUGGGCGAGCGGUUUGCUGAUGUCAACGUUGUGAACAGAGUGCCCCAUGGUGGCAUUGGGUUAUGGUAUGGACAGGCAUAAGCUAUGGACAACGAACGCAAUUGCAUUUUGAAUGCACAGAGAUACCGUGAUGAGAUACUGAGGCCCACUGUCGUGACAUUCAUCCGCCGCCAUCACCUAAUGUUUCAGCAUGAUAAUACACGGCCCUAUUCCGCAAGGAUCUGUACACAAUUCCUGGAAGCUGAAAAUGUCCCAGUUCUUCCAUGGCCUGUAUACUCACCAGCCAUGUCACCCACUGAGCAUGUUUGGGAUGCUCUGGAUCAACGUGUACAACAGUGUUCCAGUUCCCGCCAAUAUCCAGCAACUUCGCACAGCCAUUAAAGAGGAGUGGGACAACAUUCCACAGGCCACAAUUAACAGCCUGAUCAACUCUAUGCGAAGGAGAUGUCGUGCUGCAUGAGGCAAAUGGUGGUUACACCAGAUACUGACUGGUUUUCUGAUCCACGCCCCUACAUUUAUUUAUUUAUUUCAAUUGACUGAUUUCCUUCUAUUAACUGUAACUCAGCAAAAUCUUUGAAAUUGUUGUCUGUUGCGUUCAUAUUUUUGUUCAGUGUAGUUAAACAGCAUCAAGUCUAACGUGCUUUGAGUGGAACAUAGACAGUUUUUACCACCAAAUAGAUAGUUAUGUCAAAAAGUGUAUUUUAAAGUAUUUGUUUUCUCUGAUUUUUCUCUUAGAUUGAUCCUGUGUUUACUGAAGAAGUAGAAGCAAUCAGUAAAAGGUAAAGCCUUUCAAAAUUUUCUUUAAUGGUUAUCAGUUUAGUAGAACAUUAUCGCUGACUAAAGAUCUGCCAAACUGAUAUGGACCCUGCCGCUCAUGUGAGAAAUUCAAAGACACCCAGGCUUAUCUAACGCUUUAUCCCGUGUGGCCCAAGAAAGAAUGUAAACAAACUUUGCUUAUGUCUUCAGUAGUGUUAGCAGAAUGUAAAUUAAAAAGAUGUAGUCUAGCUUGUUAUCUUUCCACCCCCUGACAGAGGCAUGGCUCAGUUCUGAGAGAUAUUAACCAAAGGGCUUCACCUCUUGGUCAAUGUGGUUUCAGACAGUGAGGAAACAGCCCUGUCUCUCUAUGGUUAGGACUUCAUGUACUUUCAGAGCAUGUCAUGUCAAUCAUACUGCACCGUGGCGCCAGCGGUCCGUGCAUCAUGCCCUGCACCUGUCACUCCUGCCUGUCAUUCACGGCUGUGUGUGCCCCGUGGUGAGCCCUGUGUCACGCAGAGUGCUGCUACUGCUGUGUUUCUCCCAGGUUAGCAGGGGUUUACCUGGCCCAGGAGAUGAGCCAAGAGGAGCUCCAUGCUGCUAUGAGGAGGUCAGCUGCCCUGGUUAACAGUUCAGUCUCCGAGGGGAUGUCCGCUGCCAUUUUAGAGGUGCUUAUCCUCAGGGGUGAGGGAUCACUAUAUGGGGCAAAGUCAGCAAUCAUCUUUUUAUCAUUACAGUCAUCAUUGUCAUUAUUUCCACUGGCAUGCUCCGCCCACAAAAUCUAUCACAAUGUAUAUUGUUAAUUCAGCUCAGAAUAUAAUAUGUUGGUGUCACAUGCAGCUCUUUCAAGGCACCAAUAUUCCACCCUGGGAACAUUUGUAUUAUUUGAUUAAAGUGUUAAAUGACCUGUACCAGAGCAAUUAUGAGAAUGAAUAGCUUGUCAUACUAUCUUUCCAGAAUUGGGUGUAAUCCUCUUAAUCUGUUUUAAACACUGUAGAUUAAAACAAUCCACAGAAGGCUUAAACACUGAUUAGCAUGUUUCACUUCCAGAACCUUCUGAUGAGGUAUUACCUGAAUUAAUGACAGUUAAGUCCCAAGGGGAUACCAACAAGUAAAGUAAAUUAAGGGCUAGAAGAUGCCAGCUAGCUAACAAUAGCCGUUCCCGAGUCAGGUGUGUGGGGUUUGAUGUAGCUGUGUCUGUGUCAUGUAUUGUGUUGUUCAGGCAAUGGAUCUGGAGGUACCGGUGGUGGCUCGUGACAUCCCAGGCAACACAGCGGUGGUGCAACAUGAGGUCACUGGUCUGCUCUACUCAUCCCCUAAGGUAAGAACCCUUCCAAUGGUUACCAGUCAAAGCUGUAAGAUGACUUUCACUUCCACUGUGCAAGAGGCUAAUGCAGAAGAAAGACAGCCACCAGCAGCAGCAACAUAACUGAGCCUACCACUGAGGUGUAUUAGACCCACCUAAAAGAAUAUAAUAAUAAUAUAUACAUUUACAUUUUAGUCAUUUAGCAGACGCUCUUAUCCAGAGCGACUUACAGUUAGUGAGUUUUUUUUAUACUGGCCCCCCGUGGGAAUUGAACCCACAACCCUGGCGUUGCAAGCGCCAUGCUCUACCAACUGAGCUACACAGGACCAAGUAUCAGACAAUUUUAUCCAAAGCAACUUAGUCAUGCUGCAUACAUUUUACGUAUGGGUGGUCCCUGGAAUAAAACCCACUACCCUGGCAUUACAAGCAUCAUACUCUACCAACUCAGCUACAAAGGACCAUAGAAUGCGGCUGUCUUUCCCCUAUUACAGUCUGCUGUUUCUGAGUAUUAACCUACUGUACUAGACACAAUCUUUAUGCUAUAGUUUUUUGUUAGGCUUAAAAUAACAACCCAAAAUGACAUAAUAGUUUGGUGGUGCGUAAGUAGGUAAAAAGGGAUUCAACAUGUCUUAGGGGCCUAGACUUUAGUGAGAAUGUAGACCAGUGAACAGUAUCCAGUGAACUGUAUAAUGGUACACGGCAGCAACCAGGCAUGUGGAGAAAGCGAGAGGUCCUUGGAGGGUCACUUUAACUAACUGCUCAGAGAGGUUUUAUGUGAGAGCAGCGGUAGGUGUCAGCCGGCAGUGGGUACGUCCUCAGCAUGGUAUGGUGGCAGGCAGGAGGGCGACAUUAGCGUAAUGCUGCUAUGAUGCCAAGAGAUAAGUCAGUCCUCUUCUCUCCAGGGGAGGUCGUGUCACGUGUGCUCAGCUGAGGCGUGGAGAAAUCCCUCCAAGGGGGAACCUCACACAGAUUGCUGCAGAGACCAGGGUUAGCUAAACCAUGACUUCUAGCUAACAGCUUCUGCUGUUUCAACUGAAACUCUCUGGCUGACACAACUUUUUCACACAGGAUAAUUUACAUGUUGCUCAAGCCUUUCCCAGCGCUGAUAAUGUGUUAUUGGCCAUUCAUCAAUUUGUGGUGUUGACUUGUUCAUUUGACACGGUACAUAACACUCCUCAAGAGUGUUCGAAAUGUACUAUAAAGGCUGUCAAAAAAUCAAGCACUUGGAUGCCUGUAGCACUAUAACCAGAAUGGCAUUUUCAGAACGACUGUAGUAUAUUUUUGAUGGAGUCCAUUGAAUAUAGAAGAACUUGACUUUUAAUGGUUUUGCUGGGAAUUCAUGGCUCUCAUAUGGCUUCAACUCAAAUGAAGAGGCACUCCAAACAUGAUCACAUCACUUGAGUGAAGUAAAACGGCCUGAUGCUCUGGCGUUGGCUGCAGCUCUGUUUACCCACAAGGCUCUCUGCUCCAGGAGAUCUUGGCUGCUGUGCCUGAGCCCUUACUGAAAGGCUGUGUAAAUCUGUUGUUACAUCCCUGGUCGCAGCCUCCCAGGCCACUAAAAAAUCUGCCAGAAUCCAAGAAGGACCUUAUGGACUCCAAACAUUUCCACCGGUGCUCAGGGAUAAUGUCAUUACUCAUUUUGUAAUUGCUUGAUAUAUUUCUCCCCAUCUCAUCCUGACAGCUGGUGUGGCAGGGCCAUUAAAUAGCAGCAGACAGACACUGUUUGUGUUCCACUCCCUUCAUAAACAAAUAGGAAGCAGCAGCCAUCAGAAUAGGUUGCAAAGGGCCAUUGCACGGGCCUAUUUGAAACUGGUCACAGAUGUCUCCAUCAAUUAGCAAGGCAGAGCACAUUCAAUGAGUGUUUACCAGUCAGAAUAGCAACAUUCCCUCAUGUCAUUCACUGCUGUGGUUGGUUACACCUAAUUAACUCACUGCUUUAAUGGGUUCUUAGAGGCUUGUUAAAUAAAUAAAUAAAAUUACAAGUGGAAUGUUUAUUUUUGGGUAAAAUACUAGUACAGAUGUGUGCUUCAUUCAGUAACUUCUGAAGCCUUGAUUGUCCUUGCCCCACCUCCAGGAAUUUGUGCGUGUGUCUCAGAGGCUGCUGGUAGACGGGGAGCUGCGGGAGCGUGUGGUGACGAACGGGAAGCGCUACGUUGAGGAGCACCACAGCCUGGACCAUGAGAGGGAGGCCUACCAGAGGCUGGUGGACACUCUGCACUGA
This is a messenger RNA of Coregonus sp. 'balchen', 25307 nucleotides long. The record is from the annotation of a GenBank genome assembly. NCBI's taxonomy places the organism in Eukaryota, Metazoa, Chordata, Actinopteri, Salmoniformes, Salmonidae.